Drosophila subpulchrella is the source of this 607-nucleotide messenger RNA. RefSeq lists its product as uncharacterized. Bases 1 to 567 code for a protein of 188 amino acids. NCBI's taxonomy places the organism in Eukaryota, Metazoa, Arthropoda, Insecta, Diptera, Drosophilidae. The record is from RefSeq and is a predicted model, not a curated record. The transcript is spliced from 3 exons.
AUGUUUUCCCGGUGCUCACUUGCUGGUAUUUUAUUGGGUGUCCUGCUCUUCGAUGGCUGUGGAGCCGCGCGCAGAUGGGAGUACGAGCUCAUGUCAGUCGAAGCCUACAGCUCUGAUGAGAGUCUAAUGAAAAUCGUUGUCAAAGUUGAGCGAGUUGAUCGCGGGGUUUACGGAGCAACCGGAAGGAUAAACUGGAACUACGAUACGAGUGAUGAGACUAUGGUGCAGGCCAGUGUCUUCAAAAGCAUUUCGGGGGAUGAGAGCGACUACAAGUCACUGCCUUGGGCAAUUCCCGCCCAAUCUCUUUACGACCACAUGAACACCUAUUACAAGGAUGUGUCGAUGAAAAACUUUAAGCACUGUUCCAAUGUUCCGCAAUUCGAGGGAAAAUUCCAACCACCAAUGCCGAAGCAGAUUUAUAGCGGCGACAAAUGCGUAAUAAAUGGUGAGGGGUUGCCUGAUAUCGUUCCUCCCGGAUUCUACAAGAUCAUAAUGGAAUGCUCGGGACCAGGCCAGCCCACAUGGAACGCUACUAUUAUUGCUAAAGUAACAACCAAGAUGUUCUAAAAUUCAUAACCUUUAGAAAAAAAAGAAGAUGUAUACUUCU